AUGCAGAGAAAUGAGAUAAGACUGGAUUCUGCAGUACCUGAACCUCCAGAACCUAGACUAGUACCCUAUAUCGACGGAAUACCCUGGGGCAGGACCGCAUGCAACCAUGAUUUCUCUCCGGGGCCUAUGGUCAGCGUCAUCCAGCUGAGCUUACGUCCUGGCUUAAACAUCCUCCAGCACAGCCUCGCUUCUUCUCUUUGGGCUGCUUCUUUGGAAUAUGUGCGUUCUAUCCCGGACUGUAAGGCUAUCUAUUGGGCGCCGUUGCACGACCGGCCAGAAAGGAUAAUCGUUCUGCUUCAAUGGAAGUCCGCGCUGGCAUUAAAGACGUUUCAACAAUCUUUCGGCUUCGGAUUGAUGAUUGGAUUGCUGAGGCUAAAUUGCUUCAAUCGGUGUAUUUCGCUUAGUUUGCCGUCCUUAUCAUCAUCGACUACGGAGUAUACGUGCGAGCUGGUCUCGUUUCAGUUUGCGGCAAAUGGCUCAGUUGAGGCAAGGGAGCAGUUUUCAAAGGCCUGGGAUGACUUUUGUGGCGAAGUUAAAAGGGAUAGCAAUGAUGAUAAUUUGAUGGUCUGCGGUGGCUGGGUGCAGCGUGACAGCGAAUAUGGAACGACAGCGGCUGGACAAGCGCUCGUCGAAUCUCAGCCUUUCUUCUUCCUAGGACUGCUGUUUUGGAGGGAACCAGUAGCCUCGAGGGUGUCGGAGACUUUGAGAAACAGGGUGGCAACCCUUUCAUCCGUUACUACUGGAGUAAACUCCGAGUUAACCCUGACCCUGAGAAGAGAAGACAUAUCGACAACCCAUGACGACGCCAGUAACAUUGUGCCAAAACUGUCUGGCCGUCUGACGAUGGAAACCAGUAUAUCAACCCCUAUCCCUCGAACAUAUAGAAAUUUAUCUUGGACCACAGUCGAAAACCACCACAACGCACGGACAGCAAGCGGCGGUACAUACUCCUUUCCUCCCCUCAGGGCCAAUCCAUCAAAGAUGGGCACAAUCAUUUGGCAAUUCCCUCCUCACCACAAUCAACCCCGAACCAAAAAAUCUCGAAGUCAAGGGCUCCAGUAUCUACGAGAGACCAUUCAAACCUUCGCAGAUACGUUUUACUACGCUAUCACAUACUCAUCCCAACAGGCCUUUCACGGCCGUUGCCCAUACAUAGGACCAGUAGAGAUAAUCUCUUUCUACGUUCCUCAAGAACUCUUCGACAGGGAGUUGUUCAAGCUGCUUUACCGGGACUUUUCAACAGCCAUGUUCCCACCCAUGCUCGGCGGGAUACCUCGUGCCGGCCACGCCUGCGGAGGCGGUUGGGAUGACGAGUCCAGUGUACUCGACGACAAUGGGACGAAGGUGAUGCGAUUCACAGCUGUUAUAUCAUGGCACAGUAACGAGUCUCGCGAAGAAAUGUAUGGCAAAUUCGUGCGCGGAGCGAUGGAAAGCUACGAACGGUUUGGUCAUAUCAUUGAUAGAUUUCGAUUGUUAACUGUCAAGGUCGAGUCGAUGCUGGUUAGUUUUCUGAACAAGUCUUGA
Messenger RNA from Talaromyces atroroseus, 1524 nucleotides. RefSeq lists its product as hypothetical. The coding region runs from base 1 to 1524 and encodes 507 amino acids. NCBI's taxonomy places the organism in Eukaryota, Fungi, Ascomycota, Eurotiomycetes, Eurotiales, Trichocomaceae. The record is from RefSeq and is a predicted model, not a curated record. The transcript is spliced from 3 exons.